Messenger RNA from Didymodactylos carnosus, 2013 nucleotides. The record is from the annotation of a GenBank genome assembly. Lineage: Eukaryota; Metazoa; Rotifera; Eurotatoria; Philodinida; Philodinidae.
AUGGACUCUGCUUCACUGAGCUUCAUGUCUUCUCCAACAAGGCGUUCUACUCGUCAAUCAACUUCAAAGGCUGUAAAAUUCAUUGAUCCAUUAGUCGAUGAAGAAGAUGAUGGAGCGAUGGAUUUUGAUGAAGAAAUACCGUCAAACGAAAAUACAUUUAACGUUAAGGAAGAACGUUUUAGUCAACAACAAAAACCAGAUGCAAGCGGAAGUAGACGUAAUGAUUCAGAUAUGGAGGAUGAAUGGACUCCAGUUCAAAGGGAAGAAGGUGAAACAGAUGAUGUUCACGAUAUUAACAGUUAUGCGGAAGCUUCAUCAUCAACACCGUUUAAUAAUACAACAACAAGUCAGAAUCAAUUAGCUGAUUCCUCAGUUUAUGAUUUUAGUGAAGUAUCGGCAAAGAAAAAAAACAGUGUUAAUGUUAAUUGGAAAGAUGUUAAACCUCAAAACUUGAAAGCGAAUCGUGAUACAAAACAUAUGUGUCCGUAUUGUAAUUAUUGUACGGGUAAAAAAUAUCUGCUACAAAGACAUUUAAAAUCACAUUCGACUGAACGCCCACAUAAAUGUACAUAUUGUUCAAAUGCGUUCAAAACAACAUCUCAACUACAAAAUCAUGUCAAUACACAUUUGGGUAUUAAACCGUUUCAAUGCAAAUUUUGUGAUUAUAAGUUUACAACAUCAGGCGAGUUAAUUAGACAUGUUCGUUACAAACAUACGCUGGAAAAGCCACAUAAAUGUACUGAAUGUGGUUAUGCAACAGUUGAAUUGAGUAAAUUGCGUCGCCAUAUUCGGACACAUACUGGAGAAAAACCUUACACCUGUCAAUUUUGUUCUUAUGCAAGUCCAGAUACAUUCAAACUUAAACGACAUCUACGCGUUCAUACAGGUGAACGUCCAUAUGAAUGUACAAUUUGUAAAUUUCGUUUUACUCAAAGUAAUAGUUUGAAGGCACACAUGUUGACUCAUCAAACAAAUGCUCCAAAAUUCCAGUGUCAAUAUUGCCCGACUAUUUUGACACGAAAAUCAGAUUUGAAACAUCAUAUUAUUAAAAAACAUCAAAAUGAACAUUUAUUAUAUUGUCAAGAAUGUGAUCUUGAUUUUCCAAAUGAACGUUCGUUACAUAAACAUGAACAAACUAAACAUCAUGGUCAGUCUGCGGCUUCUACAUAUGCAUGUUCAAUGUGUGCAUUUUCAACCCAUAUGCCAGAUGAAUUAGAAGAACAUAUGAAUAAUAUGCAUCGAGAUGAACGUACGUUUCAAUGCAAUGAAUGUGGUUUAAUGUAUGCUACACGUGGCGAUUUACGUCAACAUACAACAAAAGUACACCGUUGUGGUGUGUAUGCCAAUGUUGCUGGUGCUGGUCUGUCGCUUCGUCCGCCCACAAAUUAUAUUCCAGCAAAAAUUGAGCAUCGUCCAAUAACCACACCACGUUUACAUCAUACAAUUAAAGAACAACAACAUCAAAUUUAUCGUUGUACUUUGUGUUCAAAAACAUUUGCAACGUUACGUACAUUGGAACAUCAUACAUAUGAUGUACAUAAUAUUGAUCCGUAUGAUAAUGAUUUACAAGAUAAUGAACAAAUAGCUAUGAUACAAGUUCGAGGACAACAGCAUGGACAAAAUUCUGAUUAUAAACAACCACCGGUUAUUGUCAAACUUGAAAGAGAUCAUUGUGAUGCUUAUGAAUUAGCUGAUGAUCAUAUUCAAACAUCACAUCGUCGUCAUGAUCAAGCUGAUUAUUAUGAUAACGAUUUAUCUCUGCCUAGUGGCACUGGUGCAUCCACUUCAUAUGUUAAUACUCAAGCUAAAUCAGAAAUGUUUGAUCAUGAUCCGUCUUAUUAUAAAAAUGAUCAAUAUGAACAUUAUGAAACAAAAGAAGAAGAAUCAGAUGUUGCUGAACAGGUAGUAAUUGAUUUAAUUCAAGAUGAAGAGGCAAAUGUCGAAGAUGAUGAUAAUGAAAUAAUUAAAUAUCGUUCAUCGGGUUAUAAUCAACAACGAAUUAUAGAUACAUAA